Molecule: messenger RNA, 4307 nt
Organism: Elgaria multicarinata webbii
Lineage: Eukaryota; Metazoa; Chordata; Lepidosauria; Squamata; Anguidae
Gene: TMEM201
Product: transmembrane protein 201
Exons: 11
Coding region: 6-2006 (666 amino acids)
Biological process (GO): nuclear migration along microtubule
Cellular component (GO): nuclear inner membrane
Molecular function (GO): actin filament binding; lamin binding
Source: RefSeq, a predicted model, not a curated record
CGGCCAUGGAGGGAGUCGGCGCCUUGCUGGCCGGUUACCCUACCGCCGGCCUGGCUGGGGGCUUGGGGGUGACCGUGUGCGCCGCCGGGGGACUACUGCUGUACAAAAUCGCCCGCAGGAAGAAACCCACACACAUGACUGUGAACUGUUGGUUCUGUAACCAAGACACUGUAGUGCCGUAUGGCAACCGCAACUGCUGGGAUUGCCCCAACUGUGAGCAAUAUAAUGGCUUCCAAGAGAACGGAGAUUACAACAAGCCCAUUCCGGCGCAGUACAUGGAACACCUGAACCACGUCGUCUCCGGGGCCAGUGCCUUCUAUGACCCGACGAAGCCCCAGCAGUGGGUCAGCAGCCAAGUCCUCCUUUGCAGGAAGUGUAACAACCACCAGACUGUGAAGAUCAAGCAGCUGGCUUCCUUUACACCCAGGGAGGAGGGCAAAUACGACGAAGAGAUCGAGGUGUACAAGCACCACCUGGAGCAGACCUAUAAGCUGUGCCGCCCGUGCCAAGCCGCGGUGGAAUACUACAUCAAGCACCAGAACCGUCAGCUCCGUGCCCUCCUGCUCCGCCAACACUUCAGCCACCGGAAGACGGACAAGACCUACAUGCAGAGUUUCUACGCUGCGGCGUCUGCCUCCGCCACCACACCGAAGCAGGUCAUUGCGCUGCGCUUCUUGGCCUUCCUCAGCUGCGCCGUCCUCGUGGCGAUGGCCUUGUACGGGUCGGGCAACCCCUUCUCCCCGGGGCCCGCCAGCCCUCCUGCUCCGGCGAGUCCGGGGCCCGCCAAGAACGGGACCGGAACACCACCUACACCACCUUCCAAUAACGACACUCUGCUGGACUUCUUCGGCUGGCAAGAGGUGGUCCAGCUGUUGCCGGAGCAAGCCUUGGAGACGCUGGGAGACGCCUGGUCCUACGGGAAGAACCACCAGACGGCCGUGGUGGUCCUCGGCCUCCUGACGUGUUUUCUAGCCAUGCUGUUGGCGGGACGGAUCAGGCUCCGGCGGAUCGACGCCUUCGCCUCCGUCCUCUGGCUUGUGGUGAUGGGCCUCCACCUGGCGGAGAAGUACCUGCAGGCCGACACCCCCAGCUGGCUGGACACGGCCAAGUUCUCCACCACCGCCCUGUGCUGCCUCGUGGGCUUCGCCGCGGCCGUGGCCACGCGGAAACCGACGGGCCAGCGGAGACCCCGGCCCCGAAGGUACCUCUCCGGGGACUCCAUUGCAGUCUUCACCCAUGGUCCGGAAUUGGGUUUCCCUUAUCCGCCUCCUCCUCCAUCCGUGUUCAUCCCAACCCCUCCCAGCGUGCUCCAGUUGACGAAACAGCAGUUCUUCCGCUCCCCACGGCGAACGUCGUCCUCGUCUCUGCCCGGACGGCUGAACCGGGCCCUCUCCUUGGGCACUAUCCCUUCUCUGGCUAGGACUGAUUCUGGCUACUUGUUCAGCGGAAGUCGGCCCCCAUCCCAGACGUCUCUUUCCAAGGAGUCGCCCGCGUCGGAAUAUUUCUCCUUCCUUUCUGGGAGCUGCGUCCCCUCGCCUGUGCCAUCACCGGCACCGUCUGUGGCCGGAUCGGUUGCCUCCAGCUCCGGUUCGCUGCGUUACCGCCGGCCUCUCAUCAGUCCUGCGCGCCUCAACCUGAAAGGCCAACGGCUGAUGCUCUUCCCGGCGCAGAGCGAGGCCCAGCACGGGGAAGACCUCGCCCACUCGGAAAAUGCCGUUUUCGCCUCGGAGCUGCCCGCAUUUGCAAAACGGAACCUCGGCGAUCCGGGGUCGCGGGAUACGCGCUUCGUGGUCGAAGCGGGAAGCAUUUGCAGCAACGCCUCCAUUAAGAAAGGGGACCAUUCGUCGCACUCGUCCAGCUGUGUGGUGGACACCACGACGAAAGGGGAGGAGCCGACGGGCUGGAGAGGCUGCUUGGGUCGCUCAUCUCUCCGAGGUCUCCUGGCCGUGAGCCUGACGGUCAACGCCAUCUUCACGUCGGCUUACCUCUACCAAAACCUGUGCUGAGCCACGUCUCCGGGGCGGUGGUGAAUCCCCCCCCUUCCUCUUCUUCAUCUCCGUCUCAGCCGCCACGCUCUUUUCUUCCAAAGACCCCGAGAGAGCAGUCCCGAGACGAGAAGGACUCCGCCGACUGCAUCUCCGUGGCUACGGGCCUACGCUGCUUUCCACCGCUACGUCGGCCUGUCAGACGACUUCCGACUGCUCUUCCCCGCACAGGACUCCGUCUUCUCCCUAUUGACCUUGCCGCUAUCUGCGAGCAGAACGCUUUAGAAACAACGAAUCGAUCGAGGGAACUAGCGUGACCGUUGGUGGGAGACGAGAGAUAUCUAGCCAGAGCGGAGCUUUUCCAGUUCGUUGUACCUUUUCCCCGUAGUUGUACAGAACCGGUUUGCGGGAGAGGUUUGGUGAAGUUGUCGCGCCAGACUCGGGUCCUGCCCUUGGGUGCUUUUCCUCACUUGCCGCCAACAAAACCCUUCUUGAAUUCUGAUCCGUGGGAAGAACUGGGACAUUUAGUUGCUGUUCCUUGAUAAUCCCGCUCUAUUUUGCUUCCGGCCUUGUUAGCCCUGAUGAAAGCUCUUCACUGUGUGUCUCUUUGGGAGAAACCGAGAGAAACGUCUGUGUUGACGUGGGGUACUCCGUGGCGCCUACUCUCUCGCCGUGGACACCUUAAACCACUUGCCCUCUGGUUCAUUUCCGGUGCCGAAGGAACCCCCAUUUAGACCCCCGUUGCUGUACGUCGGAAACCCAUUUGCGAAGUUUUGUUAAUGAAUUGUGUUUCUUUUUUUAAAAAAAAAAUAACGAUCCAAUAUUGCAACUCCAUUUUACCUUGCCAAGAGGCGCCAUUUCUACUGUAAACAAGACGUUCCGUUGUCACUGGGAUACAUGACGGCUGAUCCGGGUAGCUUUCUGAGAACAUUUCUCUUCAACAUGCUGUCCUGGAAACGCUGCAGCCGGGACUGAGAGGGUGUACGUGACUUUGGUGGCUAGAAAUUAGUUUCUGCAUUGCUCCAGAGGCCUCUCUCCACCAGCCUGGAACAUUUGGGGCAGGGGAAUCUCUUAGCGCAAAACCACAACUUCUGUUUCCUUCCCUGCUUAAGUAGCCAAAACCUGAGCUAUAGGUCAGCUGAAGAAAUCCUGCAUAUGUUUGAAAACUCAAAAACCUGGUGCUCACCGAAGGGGGUCGACCUGUGUUGGGACUGUACCACUCCAGACCAUUAGGUGAAGGGGCUUACCUGACUCGAAAAUAAUAAUCCCUGCAUCUAGAAAGCUAGCAGUUUGGGGAAGAGGCAAGGCUAGAACGCUUCUUUCUCUAGUUUUCUGCAUGCGGGGAUUUUUCAUUUUUUUAUAUAUAAAGGACCAUUCAGUUGGUUAUGCUCCUCUACCUGCAGUCUGAAAUGGUAGAGUCCCAACACGGUUUGGCCGCCUCCACCUGCUGUUCUUUGUUACUAAGGUCAUAGGUGCUACUUCCAAAGAUUUCCCCCACGUUUCCCCAAACGGUAAUUCUCGAUACGGACCUAGUUCUGCCCCUGGUGUACCAUUUUUUUGUAGGCAUCCAACAUCACCAGUCAACCUGGAUGGAAACUUGACUUUAACUCUGAGAAAUUUCCCCCUGCGGAACAAUUAAUUUUGUUUCUUUUUUUAAAAAAAACAACCCAUUCAAACAGGUUGCAGUGUAAAUUUAGCCGCCGUGGGGCAGGGGCAGGAAGCCACGACGGCGGCCAUCUUGAACGCAUUUUCUAUCCCGAAAGCGGCAAGGGAGACUUCCUGGUUGCUAGGCAACUGCCAUGUGCUCCCCUCUCUCCCACACCUCGGCCAUUUUGAGCCGCCAUUUUGUCUGCCCAGGUAGAUAGCUUGGCAAUGCAAUUCUAACGUGUUGUAAUCGCUGUAUUCUUCUCUGUGGGUUGAUAACCUAUUCAGAGUUAAAAGACCUCAAGAUCCCAGCCAGCACUUCACCCACUAUCCCCCUCUUAAGUAUUUCACCUCAUUUUCCUUGUUUUCCCACCGUAAUUUCUCCCACCUCGCCACAUGCACUUUUGACACCCUCAGAAUAUCUCUUGACACCUGCAUAUUGUUUUUCAAUAAGCUUAGUAACCACUUGCUUAUACUGUUUUUGCACUCGUGGGCCACUUACAGCCCUCCAGAUGUGUUGACCUACAACUCCAGGGACUUGUAGGGCAAAAAAAAUCCGAGUUGCCCGCCCUGGCAUAGACUAAAAACGGAAGAUGUGGUUUUGUUUCUUUUUGUUUGCUUUAUGUGAAUUGAAAAUGGUUUGUGUGACACUUUGCUUUCUGUGAUGCUCCCACGCUG